This is a messenger RNA of Tympanuchus pallidicinctus (lesser prairie-chicken), 4872 nucleotides long. It is a transcript of the gene GALNT4, whose product is annotated as polypeptide N-acetylgalactosaminyltransferase 4. NCBI's taxonomy places the organism in Eukaryota, Metazoa, Chordata, Aves, Galliformes, Phasianidae. Gene Ontology annotation, cellular component: Golgi apparatus. The coding region runs from base 220 to 1971 and encodes 583 amino acids. The record is from RefSeq and is a predicted model, not a curated record. The transcript has a single exon.
GCAGGCGAGCAAGUAAGCGAGGGCAGCGGCGGGGCCGUGCGGGCGGGGGCCGUGCCGUGCCGUGCCUUUCUGCUGCCCCUCGUCUCCCCGGUCCGGCCUGCCGUACCUCCGGUGUCGGCUCGAGCCCCGCGCGGGGGCAGCCGGGGGCGUGAGGGAAGCCGGUGGCGAAGGCGGCUCCCCGAGCUCCGCUCCGCGAGGGGCUGCUUGCGAGGGGCUGCCAUGAGGAUCCGGCUGGCGAGAAGGUGGACUUGGGUCCGCAGAAGCUGUGCGUUGCUGGGCUUCUUGACGGUCGCCUACUUCGCUUUGGAGCUGUCUGUUUCUUCCUUCGGUGCCUCCCUCGCCGGGGAGAGCAUCUCCAAAGGGAAAUGGGAGCGGCGCUUUACGGACGGAGCAGAAGAGGCGGUGGAUUUGGCUCGCCCGGUUUAUGACAAAUCUCCACCCGAUUCUUAUGCCCCGGGAGAAUGGGGCAAACCCACUCGCCUGCAGCUGAGCCCCGAAGAGAAGAAACAGGAAGCAGAGCUGAUCGAUAAGUAUGCAAUUAAUAUUUAUUUGAGUGAUAAAAUCUCUCUCCAUCGGCACAUUGAAGACAAUCGAAUGAGUGGCUGUAAAACUAAAUCAUAUAACUACAGAAAGCUGCCCACAACCUCUGUUGUAAUUGCCUUCUACAAUGAAGCCUGGUCCACGUUGCUGCGGACAGUGCACAGUGUUCUUGAAACUUCUCCUUCAGUGCUUCUGAAAGAAAUUAUAUUAGUGGAUGAUUUGAGUGAUAAAGUGUAUUUGAAAACUGACCUUGAGAAGUACAUAAGCAGCCUGAAAAGAGUUCGUUUGAUACGGACCAACAAACGGGAAGGGUUGGUUCGCGCGCGCUUAAUUGGAGCUACCUUUGCUACUGGUGAUGUCCUCACCUUUCUCGACUGUCACUGCGAAUGUGUCUCCGGUUGGUUAGAACCAUUGCUUGAGAGAAUUGCCGAGAAUGAGACCGUUGUGAUCUGUCCUGUUAUUGACACCAUCGACUGGAACACAUUCGAGUAUUACAUGCAGUCAGCGGAGCCCAUGAUCGGGGGCUUCGACUGGCGACUGACGUUCCAGUGGCACUCAGUGCCGAAACACGAACGGCUGAGGCGCAAAUCUGAAACAGACCCAAUCAGAUCCCCAACUAUGGCCGGGGGCUUGUUUGCUGUCAGCAAGAAGUAUUUUGAGUACCUGGGUACCUAUGAUACAGGAAUGGAUGUCUGGGGAGGAGAGAACUUAGAGUUAUCAUUUAGAGUGUGGCAGUGUGGAGGCAUGCUAGAAAUUCAUCCGUGCUCUCAUGUAGGCCAUGUGUUUCCAAAGCGUGCUCCGUAUGCUAGACCGAAUUUCCUUCAGAACACAGCGCGUGCUGCUGAGGUGUGGAUGGAUGAGUAUAAAGAACACUUCUACAACAGAAAUCCUCCAGCGAGAAAAGAAAACUAUGGAGAUAUUUCUGAGAGAAAGCUACUAAGAGAGCGUUUGAAAUGCAAGAGUUUUAACUGGUAUUUGAAAAAUGUCUUUUCUGAGUUGCACGUACCAGAAGAUCGUCCUGGUUGGCACGGUGCUGUCCGCAGCAUAGGCAUAUCGUCAGAGUGUCUUGACUACGUUUUACCAGAGCAUAAUCCUACUGGAGCUCACCUUUCUCUCUUUGGAUGUCAUGGUCAGGGAGGGAAUCAAUUUUUUGAAUACACAUCAAAUAAAGAGUUUAGGUUUAACUCUGUGACGGAGCUAUGUGCUGAAGUCCCUGAGCAAGAGGAUUUCAUAGGUAUGAGGAGCUGCCCAAAAGAUGGAUCUCCUGUCCCAGAAAUUAUUAUAUGGCAUUUCAAAGAAGAUGGGACUAUUUAUCAUCCUCAUUCUGGAAAGUGCCUUACUGCUUAUCGUACUGCUGAGGGGCGUGCUGAUGUGGAAAUGAGAACUUGUAAUGCUGCAGAUAAAAAUCAGAUGUGGAAAUUUGAGAAAUAAUCACUAGCGGUACUAAGGAUCAAAUUGAGCAGAGUCUCCAAGGUUUUUACAUAUGUGAGCAGAUAGCAACGUUUGACUGUAUACCUUGGAAUGUCUUCAGAUGUGUCUUUCCUGUAGUGGUGUAGAAACUAUCUGCUGUGGUGAACUGUAUGGAAAGCAAAAGCAAAUGCUGGGAGUUAGUUUCUUAAACAGUGAUUUACAUUUCUAAUGCCUUCUAUUUUUGUAAAAUUUUGACCAAUUAGUUUCUUAUUUUGGUCUCUCUUAAUUAUGGCAAAACAAAUCCUUUUGAGUGGACUGAAGAGGGAUUUUCUCAUUGUUUACUCUUAGAAAAUGAGCGCAUUAAGCCUGCACAGUAAUGUUACGUGCAAGUAAAACUUUUGUACUUACUGAAGUAAAGUUGAGGUUCUUGCAGUGUUCACCUAUUUGCAGAUUCAUCGAAAUAGACAUAUCUGUUGCCCUAAGUUAUUCUGCAAUAGCAUGUGACUGCAUUGACAUUGAUGUGGAAAGCUGAAUCUGAAGUCUUGGAAUAUUCUGGGAAUAUUUUUCCUAGGGAAUUUACAUGCUAUUAAGGGUUUUAGGGUGACCUCUAACAAUAAUACCGCAUUGAAGAGAAGGAAGCACUUCUUAGAGUGUAUGGAUCUGGGCACAGCUUUGCAGUCUUGCUCCUAUUCUGUAAAACUCACCUGGCCAGGAUGAGUCUCAAGUUUAGAAAAGAGAGCACAGUAGCAGUGAAACCAAGGACAUGCUAGAGGUGCUGCAAAUGGGAAGAAAUGAGUGGUUAGAAAUAUGAGUUCUGCUGGAAGGUAGUAAGUAAAGCACAGAAUUGCAUUAGCUGCUGCUGUUUCUUUGCUAUGUAUUUAAUAUUUACAUCACUGUGUAAGUUUUUCAUUAAGUUGGGCUUUGUAGAGCACAGUCUAUUUGACUUUGCCAUGUAUCUUUUUUUUUUUUUUUUUUUUUUAAAUUUUAAUGAAUCUUACACAUUUUAGACUGACAGCAGAGUAGGGGGGAGAAAUACAAAGGAAAAGUUGAGCUGUCUUAUUUUGUAUUAUAUGUUUGUCACCAGCUGGCAUGCUCUGCACACUUGGUAGUCUGGAAAUAAUGCAACAUCCACAGGUUCUUUCUAUUCACCAUAGUGUCUUGGGAGGCCUAGUCUGGAGUUGCUGAGGUAAAGAGGGCUGGAAAGGCAAAGGAGAGAUUGGAAGAAAACAAGAUGUCUUGUGAACCAUAUAAUAAAUCUCAUUAAUGUUUUCUGUAUCCUGUUAUACUGAGCUUUGAGUAACACCGAUUCUAGAAUCAUGUCAUGAUUAGCUUUCAGUGUGAUUAUAGAUAGUAGAUGACUGAUAGGUUUUUUGUAUUUGAAAAAAAAAAUCUUGAUUCUGUGGUUUUUAGUUAUAUGCAAUUAAGUUGAACACUUAUUUUUAUGUUUUGGGCAUUUGAAGUUUGUUUGGUCCCUUACACUGAAGUAGUAAAUGUCUUUCAGUAGCCACAGUAUAGUAAUCCUUGACUCUGGGCUGGUGGGAACUUGAACUUCGAGCAGUAAGAAUCUGGAUAAAGACAGCUGAGCUAUGCAGUAGAUGCUCGUUUAAUAAAGGCGUUGCUAAGUAGAAGGAUUAAGGGGGAGCAAGUGAAACCUGAAGUGACUAUAUUAAAGAUAAUAAAGCAAGAGUUAAGAAAGAUAUACGUUAGUAUCUUAGUAAUUUUGAAGAACGGAAGGGUUUGCGUGCAAACAGGCUGAGACUGAAGGGGAGCAGAGGAAGAAAAUUUGGAGUGGGGGAUACAAUGUUGAAUCAUGCUCAAAAUGCUUGCCACUGUGUGGCAUGAAUUGUUUUAAGCCUCUAAUUUACUUUUAGGAGGUUACUUACAACUUAAUUUUUUCUCUUUUUUUUUUUUUUCCUCUCACUUUCUCCCCCCCCAAAUACAAUUUUGGGGUAAAAGGAGCUUCUUUACUAUAUAAGGGAGACAUUCCGGAAAAAAUCCAUUCCACUGCAGUAAGGAAUUGUUUUGCAGACCUACAAGUUAUGAAUCAUGUAUCAAAUGGUAAAAGGCAACCAGUCAUUAAGUACUGGAGGAACGAAUUAUACAAAGUUACAUGCUUUUGUGAAAAGCUUGCUGUAGGCUGUUAUGUUCAGUAGGUACAACAGUAAAAAGGCCUGGGUUCUUCUACGUGACUGAAGCAUCAGCUGUAUAUGCAAUGCAUGUUUCCUCAGAUGAAAGUAAAAAGCGUGAAUAUGGACUAUGCAAAUUUUAUGCAAUUAACUUUUUUUAGGAUUUGACAAAAAUAUAUAUUUUGUAUAAUGAACAAUCUUCAUGUUAAAUCUGCCAUUUGAAGUGUUCCUUAUCUGUUUAAGCAAUAAAUCAAAGUGAAUCUGCCUCUUAAAGUUUAAAAACUUAUUCUAUGCAUACUUGAACCUUUCUUCCUUCUCCCCAGUACCUCCCCUUCUGUUUUUGUGGUUAUUUAAAACCUAAAUAGAACUGGGAGGGGAAACAAAACCAAAAAAGGCAAAAGCAAACUACCUGGCUGAGGUAAACAAUCUGGAUUUCAGACAUAAAGUGUGUAUUUUCUCCCAAAUGGAGGAAAAAAAUUGAAAGGGGGAAGUAGACAAGGGAAGAAAGAGAGAAGAAAAGCUUGCUGUUCCCAGUUCAGCUAGUCUUGAACUGGGUUGUAGCAAUUGUACAGAAAUCUUCCAGUCUGGUCGUCUCCCAGUGCAGAUUCCUGGAAAAUCUGUAGCUGUGGAAGAUUUUCUAUUCUGUUUAAAUUUUAAAAAUUUGGGGAGCACUUGUAUAUAUUUUAAACUACUGAUUUUUAUGUGACUUAAGCAACUGAAUGUAAAUUUAACACUGAAUGAAUGUGAGAUUACUUUGAGGUUUCUCUUGAAAAAUAAAAUCCAGAAUGAUAAUUAA